AUGUCUCUCGCAAGAGCGUUCACCACCCGUAGGGUGAAGAACUCUAACGAUCCAGUUGAAACCGUGAAGCGCAGCAAUACCCUCCAUAAAGCGUCUUCACACUCGGUACUUCGCAGCCAAAUCUCAGGCCCUGUCCAGCUCGUCCAUACAACCAACAUGCUCUCGUAUAAUGCCCCAGAUAUCCCCCGCCGGCCAUCAGCAAGUGACUCUGUUUCAACCAGAAGUGAAGACGAUUACGAUUCGGCUACAACAAUGAGUACGCCCUCGAGCACGCCACCAACCAGCCCUGAUACCGACAAGGACUCUUACAGCCCGCAGCCGAACCAUCUCUCUUCGUACUUUGUUGCCCCAUCGAGCCAUACGAUAACAUCCAGCGAGCUGCCACCGGCUAUUCCUAAGCGGUCACCUUCACACACGAAGCAGGGCUCCUAUGAGGCUGUCGCCCGUAAGCAAUCAGUCAGACGCACAUCCAAGGAAUCCGAACAGUCCUUCUCUACCAAAGGAAGUGUGAGUUUCUCAAGGCCGUCGUCCAUCUCCACACGAGCAUCAACCACAUCCUACGGCUCUAGCACGCACCAGACGAAGCUUUACGCACCCCCGCCUAUGCCCUCUUCGGCCCCCGCGUUCGAUCUUCCCAUUCAGCAUCCUCCCGCCCGGUCCGAUUCAAUUAGGAAACAUAAGGUAGUCCCGUCUGAUUCGUCAACGCACAUCAUCCCGGCUCGGUCAGACUCGAUGCGGAAGCACAAGGAGUAUCGGCCAGAACCACCAAUCCAGCAUUCUUCCCAAAAGUCUGCACCUAGUCCCUUUGGCAGUGAAUUGGCCCAGGUUUCAGAGUUGGCAGAGGAGUUUGGAGCUCAUUGCAGAAUGGAUAUCGUCUACGAGGAUGAUCAAUACCUCAUGAGCCGAGGCCUGGCAAGAAUGACGGCCGACGACUAUCUGAAUGAGAUUCACAGUCUCAUAGCCACUUUCUUCCCAGAACCUGCAGCCCCAACCCCAAUGACCACUACGUGGAUAUGA
Messenger RNA from Clonostachys rhizophaga, 1017 nucleotides. Lineage: Eukaryota; Fungi; Ascomycota; Sordariomycetes; Hypocreales; Bionectriaceae. The record is from the annotation of a GenBank genome assembly.